AUGCGGCCCGAAAACGGCGAAGGUCGUUGCCUGAAGUGCGUGUUCGUGGGCAACGCCGCCGUCGGCAAGACCUCACUCAUAGUUUCUUACACAACCAACGGGUACUCGGACAACUACGUUCCCACGGCGUUUGACAACUUUUCCGGUUUCCGCCACCCAAUUAGUUCGCUUAUCACUGUGUGUGUGUUUUUGCAGUGAUUGUACUUGUCGACAAGAAGCCGAUCCGUCUCCAGCUUCACGACACUGCCGGACAGGUCAGAUAAUUGGCCGAUUUAUGGGAAAGAUUUGAAAAGAUUGCAUUCAAGCUGGGCGCCUAGAAAGGGAGUUUCUGACAGGAAUUAAUGAGAAAUAGAGAGUAGUUAUAGUCAAAGGUUAAAUAAGGAAGGAUUUAUGAUUGAGGGGAAAAAAGUUUUUGUCUCAAGUUUCUAUCUGGGAAUUUCGCGGUAUUUUGAUUCCAAAUAGAAAAAAGCUGGGUUUAGAACUAACGAAAAUUGUUUAGAAAAAUGUUUGAAACUAACUGAAAUUGUUGGUAACGCGGGCGACGGGGCCAACCAGAGAUGUGUGAGAAAUUUGAACCGAUGAUCCCGAUUCGUUGGCGUUUUUCAUCUUGGCGUAGGGAACUGAUUGGAUCGUCGUAGUUGCAACGUUGGAACUCUCGGAAAAGCUUCUGAAAAGCGUAUUUUACCGGAAAUUGACGAGAAAUUCAGGGAAAAUAGAAAAUUUUCAAAUUAUACUGUGAUCUGAAUUUUUUUUUGUGAAUAAUUAUCAAAGUUUGAAGUUAUAAUAGUUAUAUUAAGAAGGCUUUAAUCUAGUUAAAAAUGAGAAUGAUUUUCCCAUUUUCUUUAGUUAUAUAAUAAAAUCAUAAAAAAGGUCUCACUUUUUACCGGCAUCAACUAGUUGGAUAAAUACCAAAAAGGCAGCUAAUUGGAACUGGACCAUUGCUAAGAGCAGAGAUGGAAGAAUCAAAUGAGAGAGAAAAUUCGAAGCCGCGAUUGGACCGAAUAAUCAGGGGGUCAACAGUCAACCGAAAAUAACCCCAUCGGUUCGAGAAAUACACACACAAAAGCCGAUUUGACACUUCUCGCUUGUAGAUUCUCUCCAAGACAAAUAUUGUUGCUGACACUCUUGGAAAAGCCUUUUUGGCAGCUUUUCGAGACGAAAGCUUAUAAAAAUGUUCCGUUUAAAACGAAUACGUUGUAAAAAGAAAGCUCUGGAAACUCGAAAUGUUAAAAAAAAAAGCCAAAUUUAUUUCAAAGAAAGGGAAGUUGAGUUAGAGGUGUAUCUUCGUGGAGAUCACUAUAACUAUUUUUUCUCUCAAUGUUCGAAGCUCGACUUUUGAAUUUUCUUCAAUUUUUUCGGCCUCUCGAAUUUAUGGACUCGGUACGAAAGUCAUCACUUAAAAUUAUUUUCAGUCGUCAUUCGACUCACUACGACCUUUGUGUUAUUCUGACGCCGACGUCUUCAUCAUCGUCUACUCGGUUGUCGACGAGAAGUCCUUUGAAGACGUCAGAUUCCAUUGGUGGCCGGAAAUCUCCAAAAGGUCGCCUGGGACCCGAGGUAUAACCUUUUUCAAAUGAGAACGACUAUAGGGUUCUGGAAAGAUUUAGUAGACGUUAAAUUACGAGUUAGACGGUUUUUUAGUUUUUAGCUUGUACUCGUUUCGCAGAGAAAUUAUUGGAGUUUAAAAAAAUCAAUGAUAGAUCCAAUUAAAUUCAGUAAAUUUCUUACUUUUCGGCGGUUUUCUUGAGUUUUUAUUGCACUAAAUUUCUAAUGUCUACUACUAUCUAAUGCAGUGUUUUACUUUCAGAGAAAUUUAAAAUUAUCUCUCACUAUUCAAUAUUUAUUGUUCUUUUUCACUCCCUUACGGCUAUUUUGAACUUUGCGGAAUAAAUUUGAAUAGAUUUAUUUGUUCUGGAUGUGCUAGGGCAACGGUUUGAAGAAUUUGGAGUUCAAGAUCAUUCAAGGUAAGAAAUUUAAAGACCGUGAAUAUUGCUCUUUUUUUUUGAAUAGUUGUUAGGACUUCAAAUGAGUUUCUUUCAACGGAUUUUAUCAGUUUUUCUCGGGAAAUGUUUUUCUAUUUCUUCUCCAUUCACGUAUCAAAACGAGUUUAUUUUUCGAAAUUUCAGUGAUCUUGGUCGGCACACAGACGGACCUCCGAUGGCAAGCCCGACAGUCCGCCGUCUCCAGAACUCGGGCCAAAGUUUUGGCCCAACAAAUGGGCGCCGAACACUUUGAAUGCUCGGCUCUCACUCAACACAAUUUGAAAGAGGUUUUUCUGAAGAAUUUACCAUUGAAAAAAAGAGUCUGAUUAAUUUUUUCCAGAUGUUCGACGCGGCAAUCUUGGCCGGCUUGGAAGGCGAAACGACACGACGAAAUGAAAAACGGAGAACUCAUAGUAAAUCCGCCAAAAUCAAAGAGCGAGUUCAAAGAUUGUUCAAUAUUACCAGAAACCUCAUUUGA
This is a messenger RNA of Caenorhabditis auriculariae, 2460 nucleotides long. The record is from the annotation of a GenBank genome assembly. NCBI's taxonomy places the organism in Eukaryota, Metazoa, Nematoda, Chromadorea, Rhabditida, Rhabditidae.